GGCGUCUGGGAAGCCCGCCUCUCGCUCUCUCCUCCCAGCCGAGACUGGUCGGGGAGGGGAAAGGUCGUUCCAAGCAGCGAGGCGGGAGGCAGGACAGGACGGUCUCGCCUCUGGAGCAGCAAUGGCGGAACAAAAAAAGCCGUCUCAGGCGCCCAUCAGCCCCCUGAAGAACUUCUUCGCGGGUGGUUUCGGGGGUGUCUGUUUAGUUUUCGUGGGGCAUCCGUUGGACACCAUCAAGGUCAGACUCCAGACUCAACCAAAACCUUUGCCAGGACAGUCUCUACUCUAUGCUGGGACCUUUGACUGCUUCAAGAAGACUCUUGUUCAAGAGGGAGUCCGUGGCUUGUAUAAGGGAAUGGCAGCUCCAAUUGUUGGGGUGACCCCCAUGUUUGCCAUCUGUUUCUUUGGAUUUGGCUUAGGCAAGAAACUCCAGCAGAGGACCCCUGACGAUGUUCUGACAUAUCCCCAGCUCUUUGCAGCAGGCAUGCUGUCCGGGGUGUUCACCACUGCUAUAAUGGCUCCAGGAGAAAGGAUCAAGUGCCUUCUACAGAUCCAGGCUGCCUCAGGUGAAAUUAAAUAUGGGGGCCCCUUGGACUGUGCCAAACAAAUAUAUCGUGAAGCUGGAAUUCGAGGCGUGUACAAAGGAACGGUCCUUACCCUAAUGAGAGAUGUUCCAGCCAGUGGAAUGUACUUCAUGACCUAUGAAUGGCUGAAAAAUAUUUUGACCCCUGAAGGGCAAAAUGUCGGUGCCCUCAGUGUACCUAGGAUUCUCUUUGCAGGUGGCAUGGCAGGGAUCUUCAACUGGGCUGUUGGGAUCCCUCCGGAUGUUUUAAAAUCCCGCUUCCAGACAGCUCCACCGGGAAAGUAUCCCAAUGGCUUCAGGGACGUUUUGAGAGAGCUUGUACGAGAGGAGGGAGUGAUGUCUCUUUACAAGGGAUUCACCGCCGUUAUGAUCAGGGCCUUCCCUGCCAAUGCAGCCUGCUUCCUUGGUUUUGAAGUUGCCAUGAAGUUUCUGAACUGGCUUGCACCAAGUCUGUGAGGAUCAGCAGGAUGUGUUCCAAAGGAACUCGAGGACAGGCGAAAGAACAAGACAGCAUGAGAGGAAUGGCAUGAUGAAACAAAAUAAGCUAUAGAAAUGACUAGUUUUCUAAUAACCUUCUUUGCCUUACUCACGCCCUCUGGGUGGUGCCACGUUGCCAUUUGGAAUCUUGAGCCAAAACUCUUCCCAGCGAGAGUUCAAGUGGUGUUCAAGACACUCUUCUGCCUUCUGAACCCAAAGUUGCCAGAGGGGUAGCGCUGCUAGCAGAAAACCUUAUUGCUUUUAAUAAACAGCAGUUCCUCCCCCCCCCCGCCUUCUAUUCUCAUUUGCUUCCUUUGGAAAUAAAGGAGGAAGACCUUAAUUUUUCCUUUUAAUUUUAGAAAAGAGGUGCAUUGCUGGUGAUAGUACCAAAAAACUCUGAGGGGAAGGGGGCGGGGAAACUAACCACGGUGCACUUAAUUCUCAGGAUAGAACUUAACACUUAAUUGUACAUGUGGAUACAAGAAAAUUAUUUUGCAUGGAUUUACAGAUCUUGGGCAGAGUCUGCCACAAAUAGUCCUAUGGAAGCUCUGUUGGAAUGAAGGGGACUUGCACAGGAGUAUCAAGACUGUUUCUGAACCUGUGUGAGCCCCAUUCAUUUCACAUUCAUGGCAGAUACUGACCACAAGUCUCCAUCUGUUGCCUUGAGGUGUAUGAUGAAAUAACAUGUCGACUUCUUCCUUUGGGCUACUGCAUGCGGACUGGAAGGCAGCGACUGGAAAGAACAGAACUAAAAUGAAGUGAGGCUUGGGGCUACUGAAUAAAGGUAGCUGAUGAAGAAUUCAUCAAGGGCUAUGGAUUUUGUAUGGUGAAAAGCUCAAACAGGUGGACUGCAGAUAUAAGGGGGUAAUUCACAAGGGUGUUUUUUCAAAUAAUUUACUGGAAGGAAAUAACUUUUUACCUGCUUUCUUUAAAAUCCUCUUCCAGUCGGUGCUUUCUGGAUAACUGCAGCUUCACAAAGAGCCAUGCAACCUAGUGGCAUCGCUGAAGUGCCAAAUGCUGAAGUCUGGCACCAGCAGCUGUAUAAUGAGGGUUUUAAAGUAAGGGGAAAUCUUAAAACUUAUUUCUAAAGCUGAAGGGGCCUGAAACAGAAUAACUGACUUCAGAGUGAUUUUGUUUUCAGCUUUGCCUCAAGAAGAUUUCACUAGGUGUAAUUGAGUGUUUUUUAGCUGAAGCACAUCCAAUGCAUAUACAAUAUAGGCAGGACUAUCGAUCUGUAAAACGUUUCACUGAGAUGAAAUUAUCCUGUUUUUCAGGACACAAAUAAAGUUUGCUGAUUCUUA
Molecule: messenger RNA, 2361 nt
Organism: Hemicordylus capensis (graceful crag lizard)
Lineage: Eukaryota; Metazoa; Chordata; Lepidosauria; Squamata; Cordylidae
Gene: SLC25A20
Product: solute carrier family 25 member 20
Exons: 9
Coding region: 122-1039 (305 amino acids)
Biological process (GO): carnitine transmembrane transport; positive regulation of neuron projection development; mitochondrial transport
Cellular component (GO): mitochondrial envelope
Molecular function (GO): low-density lipoprotein particle binding; O-acyl-L-carnitine transmembrane transporter activity
Source: RefSeq, a predicted model, not a curated record